UUCCCUUCGACCAAUCAGCCCUUGACAGUUGACAGGAAACGCAAAGUAUUUGGCCUCGGUGACCAAUCAGCGACAGCGGACGGUCGGUUUGUGCCGUCCGUUAUCCCCACGUGACCCUCCUCAGUAGUUCCCAGGCGGUCACAUCGGCAACCCGGAGACUAUGGAUCAGAGGGUUGGGUUAUUCGUUCUUCUGGCAGCAGGCCUCCUCUGCCUCAGCUUGGCCCCCGUCUCUCAGGCCGAGGACCUGGUUGAGGACAGUCUGGGCGACGACGUGGACGUGGAGGACGAGCUGGAUCUGGGUUUGGCCGGAGCUGACGAGGACGAGCUGGAGGGGGACGCCCAAGAUGAAGCGCCACCUGCACCCAAAACUCCUGCUGCACCCAAGGUGACCUACAAGGCUCCAGAGCCGAUGGGGGAACAUUUCAUCGCUGAGUCUUUUGACCGGGGGACGCUUGACGGCUGGGUGCUGUCCAGCGCCAAGAAGGAGGACACAGAUGAAGACAUCGCAAAGUAUGACGGUAAAUGGGCGGUGGAGGAGAUGAAGGACAGUAAGCUGCCUGGUGAUAAAGGUCUGGUCCUGAAGUCUCGAGCCAAACAUCACGCCGUCUCGGCCCAGCUGCUGCGACCUUUCACCUUCGACACCAAGCCCCUCAUCGUCCAGUACGAGGUGAACUUCCAGGCAGGGAUCGACUGCGGCGGCGCCUACGUCAAGCUGCUGACCCAGACUCCUGACCUCAACCUGGACCACUUUGUGGAUAAAACUCCGUACACCAUCAUGUUUGGACCCGACAAAUGUGGAGAAGAUUACAAGCUGCACUUCAUCUUCAGACACAAAAACCCCAAAACAGGAGAGUACGAAGAGAAGCACGCCAAGAAACCCGACGCCGACCUGAGGACGUACUACACCGACAAGAAAACACACCUGUACACGCUAG
Molecule: messenger RNA, 935 nt
Organism: Micropterus dolomieu (smallmouth bass)
Lineage: Eukaryota; Metazoa; Chordata; Actinopteri; Centrarchiformes; Centrarchidae
Product: calnexin-like
Biological process (GO): protein folding
Cellular component (GO): endoplasmic reticulum membrane; endoplasmic reticulum
Molecular function (GO): calcium ion binding
Source: RefSeq, a predicted model, not a curated record